Onychomys torridus (southern grasshopper mouse) is the source of this 661-nucleotide messenger RNA. RefSeq names its product beta-1,4-galactosyltransferase 2-like. Gene Ontology annotation, molecular function: glycosyltransferase activity. The record is from RefSeq and is a predicted model, not a curated record. Lineage: Eukaryota; Metazoa; Chordata; Mammalia; Rodentia; Cricetidae. Gene Ontology annotation, biological process: carbohydrate metabolic process.
GGAGGCCACUAUACGCCACCUGACUGCACCCCAUCCCAAACGGUGGCAGUCAUCAUCCCCUUUAGACACCCGGGAGCACCACCUACGCUAUUGGCUCCACUAUCUGCACCCCAUGUUGAGGCGGCAGCAUCUGUGCUAUGGUACCUAUGUCAUCAACCAGCAUGGUGAGGAGACCUUCAAUCGGGCCAAGCUGCUCAACGUAGGCUUCCUAGAGGCCCUGAAGGAGGAUGCUACCUAUGACUGCUUCAUCUUCAGUGAUGUGGACCUGGUCCCUAUGGACGACCGCAAUCUGUAUCGUUGUGGUGACCAGCCCCGCCACUUUGCCAUCGCCAUGGACAAGUUUGGCUUCUGGCUUCCCUAUGCUAGCUACUUUGGAGGUGUGUCAGGCCUGAGUAAGGCCCAGUUUCUGAGGAUCAACGGCUUUCCCAACGAGUACUGGGGCUGGGGCGGUGAGGAUGAUGACAUCUUCAACCAGAUCUCUCUGACUGGGAUGAAGAUCUCGCGCCCGAGGUUUAGUAAGACUCAAAACACAAAGAUGAGCAUGAAGUGGGAUGGCAUUGGAUCAGUGCGGUACCGAGUCUUGGAAGUGUCUCAGCAGCCACUCUUCACCAACAUCACGGUGGACAUCAGACUACCCAUGUCGUGGUUCAAUCACGGCUGA